Linum trigynum is the source of this 831-nucleotide messenger RNA. Lineage: Eukaryota; Viridiplantae; Streptophyta; Magnoliopsida; Malpighiales; Linaceae. The record is from the annotation of a GenBank genome assembly.
AUGGGUUCUUUCAAGGGUCAUGUUGUACCUGGUUCACUGUUCUUGAUCAUUGGUGCAUGGCACAUUUGGUGUUCUCUGGUUCGCUAUGUCUCCAAUCCUAAGUCUUUUCGGGUCCGGGUUUGGAAUCCGGUCCCAGGUUUUGAAGGGAAGCUGAAGCACUUGGAGCUCUAUAUCAUCGUGAUUGGAUCCUUUAUAGACCUAUGCAUUGAGCUUUUGUACUCCACACACCUUAGGUUUUUCGUCAACGGAGUGCUCAAUCCUAGUCACCUGAACAAUUUUGAGCAUUCAGGGAUGUUGCUGAUGUUCUUUAUCCUUGGUGUUCUCGCGUUGCUAUCAGAGAAAACAAGGUUUCUACCCUUGCCAGAUGGAGCGCUCUCCCUGGUAGCCGCCACUGCAUUUUGUGCAGAGUACUUGCUGUUCUACUUCCACUCAACAACACACAAGGGCCUCGAAGGGUACUAUCAUCUCAUCCUCGUACUCCUGAUAGGACUAUGCGUGGUCUCCUCUAUGGCUGGGGCACUCCUCCCGGCAAGCUUUCCAGUCGACUUGACUAAUGGUAUUGCCAUGACUCUCCAAGGCCUAUGGUUCUACCAGACAGCCUUCAGUCUCUAUGGCCCAAUGAUGCCAAAUGGUUGUCAGCUCGAAGGAGAUCGAAUCGUUUGUGGAUCAACUGUCAGCCGCGUUCGUGGCGAGCUGCUGGCUAACGUUCAGUUAUUCUCCUUGGUACUUGGGGUGCUUGUUGCUGUCGUGGUAUCAUAUGGUUAUGCAGCUUCCAGAUAUGGCCGCGGGGAACUUGGCCGAAUUGUAGAAUUGGAUUUUGGAUACUUGUAA